Rotaria sordida is the source of this 519-nucleotide messenger RNA. The record is from the annotation of a GenBank genome assembly. Lineage: Eukaryota; Metazoa; Rotifera; Eurotatoria; Philodinida; Philodinidae.
AUGUUAAAAGCAAGACAAUUAAUUUCUUAUGUUCAUAAUAUUGUUGACAUGGCAUUGGAAUUAGAUGAAAAUACACUUGAUAAAAAUUAUACAAAUGAUGAUGCUCUUUUUAGUUUAAGAUUAACUAAAUAUUUACCAACGAAAAAUGAGGAACAAUUAGCAUUCGGAGAACAUCAAGAUUUUCUUGGAUUUACAUUAUUACAAAAUGAUAAUGUACCAGGUUUAGAAGUGAACGUAAAUCAAACAUGGUUUCGUGUAGAAUCUAAACCAGACACUCUAUUAUUAGUUGGUGGUGAAUAUAUUGAAAGAUGGACAAAUAAUUACUGGAUAUCUAUAUUACAUCGUGUUGCAGCAGUAAAACAAUUAAGAUAUUCAGUAUUAUUCUUUACUGGACCAGAUAUGAAUUCUUUUAUUCAAACAUUGCCAUGUAAAAAAUGUCGACAGCAACAAUCAAAAUAUGCUCCAAUUACUGGACACGAACAUUUAAAACAAAAAAGUAUAGCUGCAACACGUAACUAA